GUUUUCCCUUACUACAUUUCCGCAAAGUUUUCUCCUGCAGCUGCUUCACCUUAUUCUGGGUUUGUUAAGGCUGUAGAACACACAGAAGUUUACAAAAAUGAGUGAAAUUAAGCCAAACGACACAGCUGCUGCUGAGGAUAACGGAGAGGAAACAGACUGGGCCGCGGCCAAAGCUUUCUUUGACAACCUUAAAACACACAAACCGAGACCUCCCAAACCCCGGUUUGCUGUCACCAUCGCUGUCUCCUCUCGCACCCUCUUCAACAUGGUGGCAGAGAGGAAGCUCUACGAAGAAGAAGGAGUGGAGAAGUACGUGGCUUAUCAGGUGGAGCACGAAAACGAGCCCCUGAAACCAGGAGCUGCUUUCCCUUUCGUCAAGGCCCUGAUGAACGUCAACGCUCGACUGAGGGAGCUCUACCCAGACAGCGAGGAGCUGUUUGACAUCGUCUUAAUGACUAACAACCAUGCCCAAGUCGGAGUGCGCCUCAUAAACAGCAUUAAUCACUAUGAUUUAACCAUAGAGAGAUUCUGCAUGACGGGAGGGAAAAGUCCUGUAGGCUACCUAAAGGCCUACAUGACGAACCUUUACCUCUCCAAGGACUCGGAGAAAGUCACAGAGGCCAUAGAGGAAGGAAUCGCCGCGGCCACAAUGUUCAUGCCAGACACAGAGACUCAGUUGAGUGACACUCAGCUGAGGGUGGCAUUUGAUGGCGACGCUGUCCUCUUCUCGGACGAGUCGGAGAUCAUCGUGAAGCAGCACGGCCUGGACACUUUCUUUGAGCACGAGAAGGAGUUUGAGAACAAACCUCUCGCUCAGGGCCCUUUAAAGUGUUUCCUGGAGGCUCUGGGGAAGCUCCAGAGAAAAUUUUACGCCAAGAAUGAGCGCAUGAACUGUCCCAUCCGAACCUACCUGGUGACGGCUCGCAGCGCCGCCAGCUCCGGGGCUCGCGUCCUGAAGACCCUCCGCAGCUGGGGCCUGGAGAUCGACGAGGCUCUCUUCCUGGCGGGGGCUCCUAAAGGGCCCCUGCUGCAGAAAAUCAGACCACACAUCUUCUUUGACGACCAGAUGUUCCACAUUGAGGGGGCCAAGGAGCUGGGAACCAUAUCUGCACAUGUCCCCUAUGGGAUUGGACAGAAGUACCACAAGGGUAAACUCAUUGAGCAGCCUGCGAAAAAAGAGUAACCUAAAAGCAGUUAAGAUAUUAAAUAUGCACUUCGUCUUGGCCUUCAUAAGAAGAGAUUUGCUCCAAAUUUAAAUACUGUGUACAGGAAAAUGAUCUAUUGGAAGUUUUUAGAGGAUUGAGGUAAUGAAUUAGUCAUGCAGUCAACAAGGUUUCCUAGCAUGGGGGUUUUUAUAAAGUGUUUUCUACUAUUUCCUAUAUGAUAGGGUAUUAUUAAUGAGUUGGGGAAUGUAUUUUCGAAGCAAGAGUUACACUAGGUGCCCGACACUAUUUCACUUAAUGCUGUUUUGGAAGAGAAACGUCAGAUUUCUUACCUGUAGGUGCCUUGUAACCAUGUCUGUGUACCUGUUGGCCUUUUGAAAGGUUUACUGAGAGAGGAAUAACUAUUUUUCUCGUUUACAGUUUUUGUCAUUUUCUAUACACUUUUAUACCAUAAACAUAUGUUUGUUUUAUUUAUCUUGGAUUUUGGCAUAUGAUAUAUAUCGAGGAUGGGAGGAUAUAUCUGCUGUAGUAGUUGUUUUUUUCUGCAUUGGAUCUUUUAUAGGCUUUAGAAUCACCAGCCAGGUAGAGUAUAAAUUGUCAAUUCCAACCAAAAGUUGGAGCUUUAUGUUUAAAAGGGACAUUUAUCAUGGUAGACUCUCGCUGCCUUACAAGGAAAACUGAUGCUGUCCAUCUUUGUCACUGUCUUUGCUGUUGAUGCACACACAAUAUAAAACUUACACUUUUUAUUUUUCCUCAAACUUUCACAGUCAUGUUCUGUGAGCUGUUUACACUUUUAAACUAUCUGCACAUCAGGCACUGUAACUAGACUUUCACUAUCAUCAUAUUUUUACAUAGGAGUGACUACAUAAUGUAUGUUUGCAGGUGACAUUUUGUGUAUAUCUUGGUAAUAUUAUUUACUCAUGUUGUGGUAACACGGUAACACGAUUUUUGCACCAUUUCACUUUUCUAUGCUCUGAUUUCUAUCGAAGUGUUUUGAGCACAGAGGAUAUAAUAGAUCAAUAAAGGAAUGUCGAGGAACCCCA
Lates calcarifer (barramundi perch) is the source of this 2206-nucleotide messenger RNA. RefSeq names its product cytosolic 5'-nucleotidase 1A. The transcript has 6 exons. Lineage: Eukaryota; Metazoa; Chordata; Actinopteri; Centropomidae. Gene Ontology annotation, cellular component: cytoplasm; cytosol. Gene Ontology annotation, biological process: adenosine metabolic process; nucleotide metabolic process. Bases 98 to 1183 code for a protein of 361 amino acids. Gene Ontology annotation, molecular function: 5'-nucleotidase activity; nucleotide binding; magnesium ion binding. The record is from RefSeq and is a predicted model, not a curated record.